Pseudovirgaria hyperparasitica is the source of this 1070-nucleotide messenger RNA. Its product is annotated as ubiquitin-conjugating enzyme. The transcript has a single exon. The record is from RefSeq and is a predicted model, not a curated record. Lineage: Eukaryota; Fungi; Ascomycota; Dothideomycetes; Acrospermales; Acrospermaceae. The coding region runs from base 241 to 741 and encodes 166 amino acids. Gene Ontology annotation, cellular component: endoplasmic reticulum; cytosol.
UCCUGCCAUUCAUGGAUGUCUCUCUCACGCGCCACGUUGUACCUACCUACCUACAAGCAAUCGGUACCUACUUACUCACAAUCACUACAACACCACCUCACUACCAUCCCAGUAUUCACCCAACACUACGUCAGAACAGCCCUCUAAACCCAACUCCGCCCUACAACUCUCCAACCCACCCCACGCAUUCCCACAUUCCAAAACCUCUCACUCCCCAAAAGGCAUAUAUACAAACCAAGCAUGGCAACCUCCGUCGCCUCCAAACGACUCUUCCACGAAUACCGCACCCUGACCACCGACCCCCCAGACGGCAUCACCGCCGGGCCCCUCAGCGAAGACGACCUCUUCACCUGGGAAGCCCUCAUCAGCGGGCCCGCCGACACCCCCUUCGAAGGCGGCAUCUUCCCGGCCACGCUGGUGUUCCCCAAGGACUACCCCCUUGCGCCGCCCACGAUGCGCUUCACCUGCGAUAUCUGGCACCCGAAUGUGUAUCCGAACGGGGCGGUGUGUAUCAGUAUAUUGCAUCCGCCCGGGGAUGAUCCGAUGAUGUAUGAGAAGGCGAGUGAGCGGUGGAGUCCGAUUCAGAGCGUGGAGAAGAUUCUGAUUAGUGUGAUGAGUAUGCUGGCUGAGCCGAAUGAUGAGAGUCCCGCGAAUGUGGAUGCGGCGAGGAUGUGGAGGGAGAGGAGGGAUGAGUAUGAACGGAUUGUGAGGGAUGGUGUGAGGAAGGGGCUUGGGCUGUGAGGAGAGAUGGUUGGGAAUGAAGAGCUAGGGUGGUGGACGUGAGGCGACGGUGUUGCGAAUGCUGCUUGGUGCUGAUCAGUCCAGCAAUGUGCGUCCCGGUCUGGUAGAUUGGGCUGAAGAGGCUACGAUACUUGGGGGACCAAAACUACUUCCAAGAACUGGGAGGAAUCUUUAUUCAAUUGUUGAAGCUUUCGAUUGGCAUGCAAAACGUAGCCAUAUAUUCAUAUCUUAUACACAAGGAAGCGUAUAUCCCACGAGAGGAGAAGUCUAUGCCCUCGCAGGUCUACCGUAUCUUACACCCGUAUCAGACGCACCAUUUCACUUCCUCU